AUGAGUAAUGCCACACGUGCCUUGCCCUCUCCGAUGGCACCUGGCACGCUGGGGACCGGCACAGUGUCCAGGCUGGCCUCAGCCCCCUCAUCCCUGGCCCUCACCCUGGCCACAACUGCCCACAACGAUUCUGAGGAUGGCCAGCAGCUUUUCCUGACCACAACAACAGCGCACGUCAUCUCUGGCAUCUUCGUGUGGUCAGCGCUCAUCGUCACCUUCCACCAGAUCUACACACACCUGAGGAAUUACACCAUUCCCAAGGAGCAGCGCUACAUCAUCCGCAUCCUCUUCAUCGUGCCCAUCUAUGCUUUCGACUCCUGGCUCAGCCUCCUCCUCCUUGGCAGCCACCAGUACUAUGUCUAUUUUGACUCGGUGCGCGACUGCUAUGAAGCUUUCGUGAUUUACAGCUUCCUGAGCCUGUGCUUCGAGUACCUUGGCGGGGAGAGCACCAUCAUGACGGAGAUCCGAGGGAAGCCCAUUGCGUCCAGCUGUGUUUACGGGACCUGCUGCCUUCAGGGCAUGUCCUACUCCAUCGGGUUCCUGCGCUUCUGCAAGCAGGCCACGCUGCAGUUCUGCAUCGUGAAACCCCUCAUGGCGAUCAUCACCAUCAUUCUGCAGGCGUUUGGGAAGUACCACGACGGGGACUUCAACGUCCAAAGCGGCUACCUGUACAUCACCAUCAUCUACAACUUCUCCGUCAGCCUGGCACUUUACGCCCUCUUCCUCUUCUACUUUGCCACCAUGGACCUGCUGCGCCCGUUUGAGCCAGUCCUCAAGUUCAUCACCAUCAAGGCAGUCAUCUUCCUCUCCUUCUGGCAAGGGACCCUGCUUGCAAUCCUGGAGAAAUGUGGGGUGAUCCCUGAAGUUCAGAUCAUCGAUGGGAAGGAGGUGGGAGCUGGAACGGUGGCUGCUGGCUACCAGAACUUCAUCAUCUGCAUUGAGAUGCUCUUUGCUUCCAUUGCCCUGCGCUAUGCAUUCACCUGCCAGGUGUACAGAGAAAAGAAAGAAAACUCAACAGCAAACCUUGCCCCGAUGCAGAGCAUCUCGAGCGGGCUGAAGGAGACCAUAAGCCCCCAGGACAUUGUGCAGGAUGCAAUCCACAACUUCUCGCCCGCGUACCAGCAGUACACCCAGCAGUCAAUGCAGGAGGCAGAGCACAAAGCGCCGGGGGAGAACGGGCACGUGGCCUCCAAGGUGGAGGGACUGAGCGGCAGAAAGAGCAAAAACAUUGAGAAGAGAGUGCUGAUUGUGUCAGAUGAGGAGCUUUAG
This is a messenger RNA of Pterocles gutturalis (yellow-throated sandgrouse), 1269 nucleotides long. RefSeq names its product transmembrane protein 184A (gene TMEM184A). NCBI's taxonomy places the organism in Eukaryota, Metazoa, Chordata, Aves, Pterocliformes, Pteroclidae. Gene Ontology annotation, cellular component: early endosome membrane. Gene Ontology annotation, biological process: transport. The coding region runs from base 1 to 1269 and encodes 422 amino acids. The transcript is spliced from 8 exons. Gene Ontology annotation, molecular function: transporter activity. The record is from RefSeq and is a predicted model, not a curated record.